AUGACGGCAGGCGAGCUGGGCGCGGACUCAGCGGCAGGCGAGCUGGGCGCGGACUCAGCGGCAGGCGAGCUGGGCGCGGACUCAGCGGCAGGCGAGCUGGGCGCGGACUCAGCGGCAGGCGAGCUGGGCGCGGACUCAGCGGCAGGCGAGCUGGGCGCGGACUCAGCGGCAGGCGAGCUGGGCGCGGACUCAGCGGCAGGCGAGCUGGGCGUGGAGCUGGUCUUGUUGCGGCGGCGGGCUGGGCUGGCUUUGACGCGGCGCUUCAGUUCUCAGUCUCACCACAUCACACCAUUUGUCCUGAAUGAGGAGGUGUCAAAGGAGGAGGAGGAGGAGUUGCAGAAGGAGGAGGACGAGGAGUUGCAGGAGGAAACAGAUUCUGUGGAGUCAGGGCAGAGGCAGAGCCAGGGAGAGGAGAACACUGAACACAGCCAGGAGCAGCAGGCAGAAGAGAUUGAGGACGGGGCACCAGGGAUAGGGCAGCAGGAGGAUGUUGAGGAGGAGGCAACAGGGACAGAGCAAGAAGAGGUGAGAUGUUCGAAAUCGGGAGUCCUCUCUAGGCUGAAAGUGGACUUCCCACAGGUAAGAUUUAUCCACUGCCUGGCACACAGGCUGGAGUUGGCAGUGUCUGACAGUUUAAAGGCAGUUGGGCACUGCAACCACUUUGAAAUUUUUAUUUCAAAACUGUACAGCAUAUUCAGUCAGUCCCACAAAGCUGUGAGACUACUCUCAGAGGCAGCUGGGGAUCUGAAUGUUGAGCUACUGAAGAUUGGCCAAAUCUUCACAAUUCGAUGGGUGGCAAGUAGUUUUAGGACUCUCAGGGCUGUCUGGCGUAACUACCCAGCACUCGCCAAAUUUUUCGAAACAGAGAGCAAAGACGAGAGUCAGCCAGACAGACACAGAAAAAAGUACCUAGGGUUACUAAAGUACUUCACCAGUGCAAACUUCCUUAGUGACCUAGGGCUGAUGAAAGAUGUCCUUCGGGAGCUACAAAGCCUGUCUCUUAAACUACAAAAAAGGGAGACCACAAUUGUUGACAGCUUCCAGUUUGUUGCACAGACAAUAGAAGUCCUUACUGCUCUAAAAGUAAAUGGUGGCAAGUCCACACACAAGGCUGAACAGGCAGUGCAAGCAGGCUCCUUCAAAGGUGUCAGCCUCAUAGGGGAGGGGGCGGGCAAAAUAAGCAAGCAGCAGUUUAUUCAGGCUGUAGUAGACCACCUCAAUGCACGCAUGCCUGCAGAUGAUUUCGUAAAAAUGCUGGAGCCUCUGCAGAAGUGUACUUGGCCUGAAAACCGUGCUGACCUAGUGCUGUAUGGGGAGGCAGAGGUCUGCAGAUUUGCUAAAUUACUUGGGGAGCCAAGCAGGGAGGCUGUGGAACAGUUUCGUGACUACAAAUUGAAUGGGAAAAAGGAGGGGGGGACUCUGAAAAGACUGAUAAUUGCGAAAGAAACAUACCUGGCAACCUCUGCUGAAUGUGAGAGAGGCUUUUCUGCACUUAAUGACACAGACAGGAAAGCCCGCAACAAGCUCCGGGUUACUAGUUUGGCAGCCCUACUAUUUGUUGACAUUAAUGGGCCACCAGUACAGAUGAUAGACCUGAGACCAUUUGUUGAGUCCUGGGUGAGGGCUGGGCAUCGCCUUUCCAACUCAUGGGUUCCAGGGAGGAAGGCCAAGCAAUGCCAACCAAGGCCUCUGUGGUCCAUGUUUUAAAGUUUUUAUACCACUGACAUUGAUUGUUCCAAGAUAACAUGAUUUUGUUUCAUAAAAUAUGUUAAGUGUUAUCUUACAAGAUUCAUGUUUGUUAACGUGGUACAUGAUUUACUAUCUGUUUUUGUGUUGUGUUC
Molecule: messenger RNA, 1841 nt
Organism: Engraulis encrasicolus (European anchovy)
Lineage: Eukaryota; Metazoa; Chordata; Actinopteri; Clupeiformes; Engraulidae
Product: E3 SUMO-protein ligase KIAA1586-like
Exons: 6
Coding region: 1-1707 (568 amino acids)
Source: RefSeq, a predicted model, not a curated record